Heterotrigona itama is the source of this 2623-nucleotide messenger RNA. The record is from the annotation of a GenBank genome assembly. Lineage: Eukaryota; Metazoa; Arthropoda; Insecta; Hymenoptera; Apidae.
AUGAAGAAUUUAAAAAUGGGUUUUCUUCGACAAAAGAAAGAUGGAAAUUCCAGUUUACAAAUCAUAGUAUCGGGAGCCAGCAUAAUUUCAGGAACUGAUGAAAGACCAGUCUCGUUAGUGCAGCUUAUAUAUAAAUUGAAUUACGGUACGGGAGCAUUAGCAGGAUUCCGAGAAGAUAGGAGAAAUAUGUCGAUACCAAAGAAAUCUUUACUUUGCUAAAGACCGUGAAGAUAUCUGUGGUCCAUGAUCCGUUGGUCAUUUUGACAGGAGGAGAUUAUAGAAAGACAAAGAAAUUGCUUGAAGGAAAUCGUAGACUCAAAGAGGAAGAAGAGAAGGAUAAGCAUUUAUUAGAGAAACAUAUCGUCUGGACAAAAUUAUGGAUAUUUAUAACAGAGAUAGAGAAGACGCUUCUUCUUUUAGCUACUGCUCCUGUUGAUGGUUUGCGAAGCGCUACGGGCAUAGCACUAGUUGAUGGACCAGUGCUAAUGGAAACGAUCACGCAUAACCCAACUAUCAUCGCGAAAAAUAAUUUCUUGUCGGAAACUAACGGCAAUCAAGUUGCGUCGCACCUGUUGCCGGAUCAGUCACCAUUUCAAAAUACUAGCUUGCUCACUCCAAUCGGUUUAAUUAACCGAUCAAUAUUGUGAAUACGAAUCAGCCACCUAUUCAGAUAUAAAUCUGUAUGACGCACAUGGGUCACAAACCUCCGUCUUUAUUGAGGAAAUCAGUAAAACGAAAAAUGAAACAAAGUCUUCAUGUCUAUAAAAUAAUCAAAUUCUUGUGUAAUUUAUACGAUAUGGUCGUUUACAAUUACGACUAUUAAUAAAACACUUAUUUGUAUCGCUUUUGGAACACAAAAUAUGUUGACAAUCUAAUUUUAGAUUUAUAAUUACAAAAAUUUAUAACAAAAUUCUCUCAAUUAGUUUUUUCCAAUACAUGAAAACUUCAUCGAUUCAUGCACACUGAAACACUAGCCGUGUUGUUGAGAAAUGAUGAAACUAAUCUACUCAGACGAAUAAAAAAAUCAAAUUUUUCAGGUUCUAACAAUCAGUCUAGUGUCAAUCAAGUAUUUAAGUAAUGAGCAAACAUCUGCAUACGAAGUGUGAAAAAUUUUGUAAAAUUUAUAUAAUAUAUAAUUAAAAUUUUGAACUAAAAAAACAUAAUUGUAUUAAGUGUUAUUGAGAAAACAUAUUUGAUUAUAUUUUACACUUGUCAAUUUAAUCAAUUUCAUUCAAAUUGUAUUACCACGAGAAAGUGUGGAUAAAUAUUAAGGAAUAAAUAUAUGCAGUGUAUGAUUUACUCGUUUUUAGAAAUAUUCUGAUACAUACAGGAAAUCAGCAAAAUUCUUAUUUGUCUUCAUUUGUAAUUCCAUCCACGCCCUUCCCCCAAAUUAGUUUGAAUCUGUUGCGCGGGGAGAAUUUAAUUCAUUGAUAAUUCAUGUUGAUGAUCGUGGCGUAAAGAUAUAUCGCCAGCAUGUGUGUUUAAUUACGUUCAUUGUUAAUAUUUAUUGUUUAUACUCACACCACCAUCAACUUCGUUUAAUUAACGUUCGUUCUUAUUAAGUAGUUUAUAAAAUAUUCAGUAUAUCAGUAAAUUUAUUUCCCAUAGAUUGUAUUUCUGGUUGUCACAUCUAAGUAAUAGUUUGUACUAUAAUACAUAUUAUAGUUUUUGUUAUAAGCUUUUAGAACAACAUUUGAUUCUGACUAUUCUUUUAUUUAAUUUGUACAUUUUUAUACAUUUAUCUCAAAAUAAAUACAAUUACUGGUUCAUUUUAAAGAACCAUUAUACUAAUAUUUGAUUUAUUUUAACGUAGACAUGUUUUUAUGUGUUUAUUAUCUUGUUUUACAGGAUAAUUAAGAAAAUUUAUAUCAUUAAUAAUUUUUGGGAAAUGUGUUAGAAUAGAUAUACUCGAAUUCGGUUUGUAUGUCACAUUGUUUGAAUAUUGUAAGUGAAAAAGGGCACCAUAUUUUAUUACUCAAGUAUGGCAUGUAACGUAUUUAAGUCUGUAUGUUGUGUAACCGACGUUCAAAGAUUAAAAUUUUUUAAUACAUCAACUAACUACAUAGUUUACAUCCUUAAUAUGGUCAUUUUGUUUUAUCUCUUACCAGUGACGUCCUACAAUCAAUUUUUAUUCUGUUCCUUGUAUUUCUCUUGAAACAUUAUUAAUUUUUAGAAUAAAAUUAUUUAACGUUUCAUAAGUUUUAUUAAAGGUUCUUUACAAUUUCUACAUCCUCUUCUACAUUCUCUCAAUAGGAGCAAGCGAUGUGUCAAAAGGUAAGAAUGUCAGUUACUUAAAUUUGAUGGUAUAUUUAAUUUCAUUCUUUAUAUUAUAUAAAAAAUUUGACGAAGUCAAACUUUUAGUUUUUGAAUUGAUUGUUAUCGUUGAAAUUUUCAUCUAAUUAAUACUAUCAGUAAUCUCCAAUAUGGUUGCCUUCUAUUUUCCUGAUUAAGGUUGUAAAUAUUUAAUUAUAAGUGCAUAAAUUGGUAUUUGCACAGAUCAGAUUGAAUUGCAUCUUCUUACGUUCUGAUUUACCAACAUGGUAAAAAAUCAUUGAUUUAUAGCGCACUCACCGACGAGGCAUAUAACCAAGAAUCUUAUGGGAUUUCGUGGCUCGUGACCUGA